Neogale vison (American mink) is the source of this 2167-nucleotide messenger RNA. RefSeq names its product RNA-binding protein EWS-like. Gene Ontology annotation, molecular function: RNA binding; transcription coregulator activity. Bases 26 to 1993 code for a protein of 655 amino acids. Lineage: Eukaryota; Metazoa; Chordata; Mammalia; Carnivora; Mustelidae. The record is from RefSeq and is a predicted model, not a curated record. Gene Ontology annotation, cellular component: nucleus. Gene Ontology annotation, biological process: regulation of DNA-templated transcription. The transcript has a single exon.
AAGAUUAAAUCUUCGAGGAGAGAAAAUGGCAUCCACGGAUUACAGUACAUACAGCCAAGCUGCAGCCCAGCAGGGCUACAGUGCAUACACCGCCCAACCCACUCAAGGAUAUGCACAGACCACCCAGGCAUAUGGGCAGCAAAGUUAUGGAACCUAUGGACAACCCACUGAUGUCAGCUAUACCCAAGCUCAGACCACUGCUACCUAUGGGCAGACCGCCUAUGCAACUUCUUAUGGACAGCCUCCUGCUGGUUAUACUACUCCAACUGCCCCCCAGGCAUACAGCCAGCCUGUCCAGGGUUAUGGCACUGGUGCUUACGAUACCACCACUGCUACGGUCACUACCACCCAGGCCUCCUAUGCAGCUCAGUCUGCUUAUGGCACUCAACCUGCUUACCCAGCCUAUGGGCAGCAGCUGGCAGCCACCGCACCUGCAAGACCGCAGGAUGGUAACAAACCCGCUGAGACUAGUCAACCUCAAUCUAGCACAGGGGGUUACAACCAGCCCAGCCUAGGAUAUAGACAGAGUAACUACAGUUAUCCCCAGGUACCUAGGAGCUACCCCAUGCAGCCAGUCACGGCACCACCAUCUUAUCCUCCUACCAGCUACUCCUCUACACAGCGGACUAGUUAUGAUCAGAGCAGUUAUUCUCAGCAGAACACCUAUGGGCAGCCGAGCAGCUAUGGACAGCAGAGUAGCUAUGGUCAACAAAGCAGCUAUGGGCAGCAGCUGCCCACUAGUUAUCCCCCCCAAACUGGAUCCUACAGCCAGGCUCCAAGUCAAUAUAGCCAACAGAGCAGCAGCUACGGGCAGCAGAGUUCAUUCCGACAGGACCACCCCAGUAGCAUGGGUGUUCAUGGGCAGGAGUCUGGAGGAUUUUCUGGACCAGGAGAAAACCGGAGCAUGAGUGGCCCUGAUAACCGGGGCAGGGGAAGAGGGGGAUUUGAUCGUGGAGGCAUGAGCAGAGGUGGGCGGGGAGGAGGACGCGGUGGAAUGGGCGCUGGAGAGCGAGGUGGCUUCAAUAAGCCUGGUGGACCCAUGGAUGAAGGACCAGAUCUUGAUCUAGGCCCACCAGUAGAUCCAGAUGAAGAUUCUGACAACAGUGCAAUUUAUGUGCAAGGCUUAAAUGGCAAUGUGACUUUAGAUGAUCUGGCUGACUUUUUUAAGCAGUGUGGAGUUGUUAAGAUGAACCAGAGAACCGGACAACCCAUGAUUCAUAUCUACUUGGACAAGGAAACAGGAAAGCCCAAAGGUGACGCUACAGUGUCCUAUGAAGACCCACCAACUGCCAAGGCCGCUGUGGAGUGGUUUGAUGGGAAAGAUUUUCAAGGGAGCAAACUUAAGGUGUCUCUUGCUCGGAAGAAGCCUCCAAUGAACAGCCUGCGGGGUGGCAUGCCACCCCGUGAGGGCAGAGGGAUGCGGCCGCCCCUCCGUGCAGGUCCAGGGGGCCCAGGAGGUCCUGGGGGCCCCAUGGGUCACAUGGGAGGCCGUGGAGGAGACAGAGGUGGCUUUCCCCCAAGAGGGCCCCGGGGUUCCCGAGGAAACCCAUCCGGAGGAGGAAAUGUCCAGCACCGAGCUGGAGACUGGCAGUGCCCCAAUCCGGGUUGUGGAAACCAGAACUUUGCCUGGAGAACAGAAUGCAACCAGUGUAAGGCCCCGAAGCCUGAAGGCUUCCUUCCACCACCCUUUCCACCUCCUGGCGGUGACCGUGGCAGAGGUGGCCCUGGUGGAAUGCGGGGCGGAAGAGGCGGCCUCAUGGACCGCGGUGGUCCCGGUGGGAUGUUCAGAGGUGGCCGUGGUGGAGACAGAGGGGGCUUCCGUGGUGGCCGGGGCAUGGACCGAGGCGGUUUUGGUGGAGGAAGACGGGGUGGCCCCGGCGGACCCCCUGGACCUUUGAUGGAACAGAUGGGAGGAAGAAGAGCCGGGCGCGGAGGACCUGGAAAAAUGGAUAAAGACGAGCACGGUCAGGAACGCAGAGACCGGCCCUACUAGACGCAGAGACCCCGCAGAGCUGCAUUGACUACCAGAUUUAUUUUUUAAACCAGAAAAUGUUUUAAAUUUAUAAUUCCAUAUUUAUAAUUUGGCCACAACAUUAUGAUUAUUCCUUGUCUGUACUUUAGUAUUUUUCACCAUUUGUGAAGAAACAUUAAAACAAGUUAAAUGGUA